AUGGCUGACGACCACGCCGCGAAGUCCAUAUCUUGCUACGGCGCCGGGAUAAACCACACGCCUAACCUUGAUCGCCUAGCCAAAGAGGGAAUGCGAUUCAAUCACUGCUAUGUCACGAACAGCAUUUGCACGCCUUCCCGGGCUGCUAUUCUGACAGGCCAGCACAACCACGUCAAUGGCGUGUUGACCCUAGAUUCCAAGAUCAACACCCGGCAGCCACACGUCGCGAAGCAGCUCCACGCAGGCGGCUACCAGACUGCCAUGGUAGGAAAGUGGCACCUCGGCGAAGGGAAGGCGCAUGAGCCCAGCGGCUUCGAUUACUGGAGUAUUGUGCCUGGACAAGGCGAAUACUACGACCCUCUGUUUAUUGAUCCUACUGGCACCCAUCGCGAGGACGGAUACGCCACGGAUAUCAUCACCGACAAGACCAUAAAUUUCAUUAAGAAUCGAGACACUUCAAGACCGUUCUUUGCCAUGUGCCAUCACAAAGCGCCGCAUCGCAGCUGGGAGUGCGAUCCCAAGCACAAGCAUCUGUAUAAGGAACCUGUGCGGUUGCCGGAUACAUUUACGGAUGAUUACAAGAAUCGUGCGAGGGCGGCAAAGGUCGCGAAAAUGAGGGUCGCGGAUGAUUUGACGUAUCACGAUUUGGGGCUCGUGCAGCCAGACGGAGGCAGAGAAGUGGGUGAGAAGAUGAUUGACAUCGCGAUCUGGAAUGACCGCAAAAUCCCCGCCCCUCAGGAUGUAACAAAGAUGCGCCUGAUGGACAAAGACGACGGCACAGUCUUCACCUUCCGCACGCCUUCCGAACUCGCAGAAUUUAAAUUCCAACGCUACAUGCAGCGCUACCUGCGCACCAUCCAGUCCAUCGACGACAACACCGGCCGCCUCCUCGACUUCCUCGACGCCGAAGGCCUCGCAGAAAACACCAUCGUCAUAUAUACUUCCGACCAGGGCUUCUUCCUCGGCGAGCACGGCUGGUUUGAUAAGCGCUUCAUGUAUGAAGAGUCCUUCCAGAUGCCCUUCCUUAUCCGGUACCCUCCUGCCAUCGCGUCCGGCUCUAUAUGCGAUGACAUUAUAUGUAAUGUAGACUUUGCGCCAACGUUCCUUGAUUUCGCGGGGAUCAGGACUCCAAGUUAUAUGCAAGGCGUAUCGUUCCGUCAGCUGCUGCAGGGCAAGACGCCCACAGAUUGGCAGCAAGUCGCUUACCAUCGGUACUGGAUGCACAACGACAUCAUUCACAAUGCGUACGCGCAUUAUGGGGUUAGGGAUCAGAGGUAUAAACUGAUUUACUGGUAUAAUGAAGAUUUUGGGCUUGAGGGGGCGAGGCCUGGGGAUGCGGAUCAUAAAGAGUGGGAGCUGUUUGAUUGUGAGGAGGAUCCUUUGGAGCUGUUCAAUGUUUACGGGGAGCCGAAGUAUAAGGAGGUGAGGCAGAGGAUGACAAAGAUGCUGGAGGAUAAGAUGCUGGAGAUUGGGGAUGAGGUGGUGCAUGAGAGGGCUGUGCUGGAGAAGGGGAGAUCGAUGCUGUGA
Molecule: messenger RNA, 1527 nt
Organism: Didymosphaeria variabile
Lineage: Eukaryota; Fungi; Ascomycota; Dothideomycetes; Pleosporales; Didymosphaeriaceae
Exons: 3
Coding region: 1-1527 (508 amino acids)
Source: RefSeq, a predicted model, not a curated record